UCCCUAUGCAUAUGGAUGCACGCAGAGCCUGUAGACCUGAGUGGAUGGACACUGCCUCUUAGAACUAGAACUUUAUCUUGAAAAUGUAUCACUGUUGCUGAAGCUCCUCACUGAGUAGGUGUCAGGCAUUUUUAACCUGCUAAAGGCAAGAAGAAGUGUUCACCACAUAGUUCAAAAGGUCUUCAACUUGCCACAGCCAACAGAAAAAUCAAAAUGAUUGAACCCUUUGGGAAUCAGUAUAUUGUGGCCAGGCCGGUGUAUUCUACAAAUGCUUUUGAGGAAAAUCAUAAAAAGAGAGACAGACAUCAUAAGACAUUUCUGGAUCAUCUCAGAGUGUGUUUUAGCUGUUCCCCACAAAAGGCCAAGAGAAGUGUCCUCUCUUUGUUCCCCAUAGCAUCUUGGUUGCCAGCAUAUCGGCUUAAGGAAUGGUUGCUCAGUGAUAUUGUUUCUGGUAUCAGCACAGGGAUUGUGUCCGUACUACAAGGUUUAGCAUUUGCUCUGCUGGUCACCAUCCCCCCAGGCUAUGGGUUGUAUGCAGCCUUUUUCUCAACCAUAAUCUACCUUUUCUUUGGCACUUCCAAACACAUAUCUGCGGGUCCGUUUCCGAUUCUGAGUAUGAUGGUGGGAGCAGCAACUGUAAGAUUAGCUCAAAAUUUCCCUGGAAAUACAGGAUCGUCCAACAACUCAACGAGUAAUUCUUCAUCACUAGAUGACUACAAGGUGACGGUGGCGGCAUCAGUCACAGUGCUUUCUGGAGUAAUCCAGGUGAGCACCUUCUCAUGUAACUUGCCCACCUCAAUCUACCAUUUCUUAAAGAAAGAAAAAGUCAGUUUCUACAAGGACAUAAGCAUGUGUCUUAUUGACAAUUUGGUACUACACUCCGUAUUCUCACAAAUAGAGAAGACUAAUAUUGCAGACCUGGUGACAGCUCUGAUUGUCCUUUUGGUUGUAUCCAUUUUUAAAGAAAUAAAUCAGCGCUUCAAAGACAAACUUCCAGUGCCUAUUCCAAUCGAAUUCAUUGUGACCGUGAUCGCAACAGGUGUAUCCUAUGGCUUUGACUUUCAGACAAGGUUUAACGUGUCUGUGGUUGGGAAAAUGAAUCCUGGAUUUGAGCCCCCUACUGCACCUAAUGUGAUGGUUUUCCAAGAAACCAUAGGAGAUUGCUUUGCCAUCGCAAUGGUUGGAUUUGCAGUGGCCUUUUCAGUUGCCAGUGUCUAUUCCCUCAAACACGAUUACCCACUUGAUGGCAAUCAGGAGUUAAUAGCCUUGGGAUUGGGUAACAUAGUCUGUGGAGCAUUCAGAGGAUUUGCUGGGAGUACUGCCCUCUCCAGAUCAGCAGUUCAGGAGAGCACAGGAGGCAAAACACAGAUUGCUGGGCUUAUUAGUGCCAUCAUCGUGCUGAUUGUCAUUCUAGCCAUUGGAUUUCUCCUGGAGCCUCUACAAAGGUCCGUCCUGGCAGCUUUAGCACUGGGAAACUUAAAGGGAAUGCUGAUGCAGUUUGCUGAAAUAUGCAGAUUGUGGCGAAAGGAUAAAUAUGAUUGUUUAAUUUGGGUCACGACCUGCGUCUUCACCAUUGUCCUGGGACUUGGGCUAGGCCUGGCAGCUAGUGUGGCAUUUCAACUGCUAACCAUCGUGUUCAGGACCCAAUUUCCAAAAUGCAGCACGCUGGCUAAUAUUGGAAGAAGCAACAUCUAUAAGAAUAAAAAAGAUUAUUAUGAUAUGUAUGAACUGAAAGGAGUGAAAAUUUUCAGAUGUCCAUCUCCUAUCUACUUUGCAAACAUUGGUUUCUUUAGGCAGAAACUUAUCGAUGCUGUUGGCUUCAGUCCACUUCGAAUUCUACGCAAGCGCAACAAAGCUUUGAGGAAAAUCCGAAAACUGCAGAAGCAAGGCCUGCUGCAAGUAACACCAAAAGGAUUUAUAUGUACUGUUGACACCAUAAAAGAUUCCGACGAAGAGCUGGACAACAAUCAGAUACAAGUACUGGACGAGCCAAUCGAUACCACAGACCUGCCCUUCCAGAUUGACUGGAAUGAUCAGCUUCCUCUCAACAUUGAGGUCCCCAAAAUCAGCCUCCACAGCCUCAUUCUCGACUUUUCAGCAGUGUCCUUUCUUGAUGUUUCUUCAAUGAGGGGCCUUAAAUCGAUUUUGCAAGAAUUUAUCAGGAUCAAGGUAGAUGUGUAUAUUGUUGGAGUCGAUGAUGACUUCAUUGAGAAGCUUAACCGGUAUGAAUUUUUUGAUGGUGAAGUGAAAACCUCAAUACUUUUCUUAACAAUCCAUGAUGCUGUUUUGCAUAUUUCGAUGAAGAAAGAUUACAGUACGUCAAAGUUUAAACCCAGUCAGGAAAAAGAUGAAAAAAUUGAUUUUACCAUAAAUACAAAUGGAGGAUUACGUAAUCGGGAAUAUCAGGUACCAGGUGAAACAAAAUUCUAAUCAACAUAUAAUUCAGAGGGAUCUUCAUCUGACCAUGACAUAAAAAACAACUUUAUACCCAGAAAGUUAUUGAUAAGUUCAUAUAUUGUAUAAAGAGUAUUUUUGACAGAAUAUGUUUCAAACUUUGGAACAAGAUUUUCUAGUGUGGCAUAUUCUUCACAUAUCUAGUAUGAAAUUAUGUAAAUAUUCUUAAUUUUAUAUCUUGUAGAUUUAUCAAAGGACAAAAAUUAUUUUGUUCAUAUGUAUUUUUGUAGCACUGACAGAUUUCCAUCCUAGUCACUACCUUCAUGCAUAUGUUUAGCAGUGUAUUGACGCCACUGUUUUGAAUGUCAUAAUUUAUACAGGUCAUACUAAUAUAUUUCCAUUAAAAAAAUCAGUUGUACAGUG
This is a messenger RNA of Cercocebus atys (sooty mangabey), 2817 nucleotides long. RefSeq names its product solute carrier family 26 (anion exchanger), member 3 (gene SLC26A3). The coding region runs from base 214 to 2430 and encodes 738 amino acids. Gene Ontology annotation, cellular component: membrane. NCBI's taxonomy places the organism in Eukaryota, Metazoa, Chordata, Mammalia, Primates, Cercopithecidae. The transcript has 21 exons. Gene Ontology annotation, molecular function: secondary active sulfate transmembrane transporter activity; oxalate transmembrane transporter activity; chloride transmembrane transporter activity. The record is from RefSeq and is a predicted model, not a curated record. Gene Ontology annotation, biological process: transmembrane transport.